CGCGGCUCUCACACCGCCCCCUCCGCCCGGGCUUCCCUCCACCCUCUGCCCGCCCGCUCGCCAGCUCGCAGCCGCGCUCUCCCCGCCCCUCACAGCAGCCUGCAGCCGCGCUCACCGCCGCGGUCCGCCCCGGGACCCGUUAGUGCCUGGCCCGCGGGCCGACCGCGACCCCUGCGUGGCGCGAGCCUGUCCGCACCCCUGCCGACACUUGACCCGGCCCAGUCCCAACGCCCAGUACGGCCGCCCAGGGAGCCGCGAGAGAGGCGGCUGCGGGGGGAGGAGGGAGAGGAGAGCCGAGCCGGCGGCCCGGGAGGCCCGGUUUUGAAGCCGCUUCUCUGCGGGAGUUAGGUCUCGCCCAGCGCAAAUUCUUUCUCUAUGUACUUUGCGAAUAAGUUUUAGAGCAUCGCUUAACAGCCUUUGGGUGAAUUUGGCUUUCAUUCAUGAAUGAGAAAUUAUUCUUGACAGAAAUAUUUUAAAAGAAAAAUCUUUACUAUGGCCUCAGCGGUACUUAGUUCUGUUCCCACCACCGCUUCUCGUUUUGCGCUGUUGCAAGUGGAUAGUGGCAGUGGUUCUGAUUCUGAACCUGGAAAAGGUAAAGGUCGAAAUACUGGAAAGUCUCAAACCUUGGGAAGCAAAUCAACUACAAAUGAGAAAAAAAGAGAGAAAAGAAGAAAAAAGAAGGAACAGCAACAGAGUGAAGCAAAUGAGCUCAGGAAUCUUGCUUUCAAGAAAAUUCCCCAGAAAUCCUCUCAUGCUAUUUGUAAUGCUCAGCAUGAUCUUCCGCUGUCAAACCCAGUACAGAAGGAUUCACGAGAAGAAAAUUGGCAAGAAUGGAGACAAAGAGAUGAGCAGCUGACAUCUGAAAUGUUUGAAGCAGAUCUUGAGAAGGCAUUGUUGCUAAGUAAAUUAGAAUACGAGGAACACAAAAAGGAGUAUGAAAAUGCUGAAAAUGCUUCAACUCAGUCCAAAGUUAUGAAUAAAAAAGAUAAAAGAAAAAAUCAUCAGGGAAAAGACAAACCUCUCACGGUAUCACUAAAAGAUUUUCAUUCAGAAGAUCACAUUAGUAAAAAGACUGAGGAAUUCAGUUCUUCUCAGACUUUAUCACAUGAUGGAGGAUUCUUCAAUAGACUGGAAGAUGAUGUUCAUAAAAUUCUUAUUAGAGAAAAACGAAGAGACCAGCUUACAGAAUAUAAUGGAACAGAUAAUUGUACAACUCAUGAACACAACCAGGAAGUGGUUCUGAAAGAUGGAAGAAUUGAAAGACUAAAGUUAGAGCUUGAAAGGAAAGAUGCUGAAAUCCAGAAGCUGAAAAAUGUGAUCACUCAGUGGGAGGCAAAGUAUAAGGAAGUAAAGGCAAGAAAUGCACAAUUAUUGAAAAUGCUUCAGGAAGGUGAAAUGAAAGAUAAGGCAGAAAUACUUCUGCAAGUUGAUGAAUCACAAAGUAUCAAGAAUGAGCUCACUAUUCAGGUGACUUCACUUCAUGCUGCAUUAGAACAAGAAAGAUCUAAAGUGAAAGUAUUACAAGCAGAAUUAGCCAAAUACCAGGGUGGCAGAAAAGGGAAAAGAAACUCUGAAUCUGACCAGUGUAGGUGAUUACAUUAGCCUUUGAUGUCAACACAAAGUUUAAAACUUUCAAGAUUUUGCAAAAAUGUAUAUAUUUAAUGCUGUGCAACUGCUAAACUAUACAGUUUUUGUUGAAGGAACUAAAAGCAACUAGCUCACUAACAGUCUAUAAUUUUAUUUCUUUUGGCUUAAAGUGAAAAAGAAGAAAUAGAGAAUUCCAGCAGAAGUCAGUGGUUAUUGUUUACUAUCCACUUCUUAUCACUUUAGUUUUUCAUCAGUCAAUAAAAUUAAUUUACUCUUCCACUAA
Molecule: messenger RNA, 1870 nt
Organism: Saimiri boliviensis boliviensis (Bolivian squirrel monkey)
Lineage: Eukaryota; Metazoa; Chordata; Mammalia; Primates; Cebidae
Gene: GKAP1
Product: G kinase anchoring protein 1
Biological process (GO): signal transduction
Cellular component (GO): Golgi apparatus
Source: RefSeq, a predicted model, not a curated record